Molecule: messenger RNA, 1503 nt
Organism: Linum trigynum
Lineage: Eukaryota; Viridiplantae; Streptophyta; Magnoliopsida; Malpighiales; Linaceae
Source: the annotation of a GenBank genome assembly
AUGUACAAUUUGUCUUGCAAUCUCUGCCCAUGGAGGCUACUGCUAAAACUCUUAAAACAAUGACUGGUUUCACGAGUUGGAUAACGAUUCUCCUCCUAGUACUAUCACCUCUCCUCCAGGCUUUGGGAGCGAAGGGCUGUGGGCUCCUUGAUCCUCUGACCAUACUGAAAACCAUUGAGAAUGAGGAAGACGGUGAAACGAUUCAUUGUGUGGAUAUCUACAAGCAACCGGCUUUUAGCCAUCCGGAGCUCAGAAAUCACACAAUCCAGAUGCGACCCACCAAUUUGGAUCCGUUCGGAGUGAAAUCGAGGAGCUACUCGAAUAAUUCGGCCUCCGGCUUGCAGUACAUUCAGAGUUGGCACAAGAAAGGAGAGUUUUGCCCUGAGGGAACCAUCCCAAUUUUGCAAUCUUCAACGGAGGAUUUCCCACAAAAGACACCACGUCCUUGGGGCCAUGAAGAAGAUCCUUCGGAAUCCGAAUCGAAGCCACCGUCCAACAUCAGGGAGUACGCUGUGGCGUUUUUGCCGGUAGAGGAUGUGCAAGGAGUAACUGGAAUUAUCAAUGUGUGGAAUCCAAGUGUUAACUGGCAAAAAGAAUACAGUGCAGCUCAAGUCUGGGUCACCGAUGGCGGAGGCAAAGCGAUCAACACUCUUGAAGUUGGCUGGCUGGUCACUGCUGAUUUCAAACUUCCGCUCUUAUUCAUAUAUUGGACCACUGACGGAUAUGGAUCGACCGGAUGUUACAACCUAUGCUGCGGCGGUUUUGUGCAAACGAGUAACAAGGUUGUGCUUGGUGGCAGAAUAGAGCCUUUUUCCAAGUAUGGUGGCGCUCAACGACAGAUCACCAUAAGAAUCAGCAGGGAUGUUAGGACCGGGAACUGGUGGCUGACCUAUCAGGGUAUAAUAGUAGGAUACUGGCCGCCGAGCAUCUUCACCGGCGGUUUGAAGAGCGGGUCCAGCCUGGUGGAGUUUGGAGGAGAGGUGGUGAAUUCCGACCCGACCGGGUUCCACACCAGUACCGACAUGGGCAGCGGCCACUUUCCUAGCGAGGGGUUUGGGAAGGCGGCUUUCUUCAAGAACUUGGUCUACCUGACCAGAGGCGGGGUGGCCAAAGACGCUGACACACUUCAGGGGAGAGCGCAGCGGCCGGAGUGUUAUGACGUGGCGGUGCAGAGGAGCGAUACGGACUACGGGGCUUACUUCUACUAUGGGGGUCCUGGCUUCUCCCGAUACUGCCAGUACUGAAAAUGGAAGGAGGAAAAAAAUGGAAUACAAUGAUAAUAAUAAUAAUAAUGCCUAUCUUGUGUUUUGUGCUUCUUUUUGUAACUUAUUCAAGGUUUACUACACAAACAAGUCAAAUGAUUGAAUUAUGAUCUUCUAUUUUUCUACAAACCAAAACACGCGGUUUGUAUUAACCAACCGUUGGAGAGAGUUGAGUCCGAGUGAAUUGGUCAUCGGACUCUAGAUGGAGUUGCUGGAAUUCGAAUAUAAGACAUUUCGGUUA